AAGUCGCAAAGGCAAAAGUCGCAGGUUGAAAACAUGCCACAGUGAAGCAGCAGCUGAAGGACCCAAGUUUUGUUUUCAGUGCGUCACAACGGUCACAGCGAUUCGAAAUCAAGUUUUCCCGGUGAUGUUCCGUAGCAUUAGCAGCAGCAGCAGCUUACUGCUAUUCGAGUGAAGUGAAAAGAAAAAAAAUUCCUGGAUUUACCACAGAGAUAUUGAUGGUACCAUCGGAGUAGUGAACGACGAGUAAAAACGAGAAAAAAAAUAUAGGAAAAUAGGAGUCAAUUCGUGUGUUUUGCCUUGCUGUCAAAUUCCUGAGUUUUCGCAAUUUUCGUGUUGGAUUCGAAGCCUGUGCCAGUUUCGGUGAAAUUUAAUGUGAAAAGCGUAAAUAUUGAUGUCUGCAGAUUGAAGCCAGCUCUCUCGAAAGUGUUGUGUCGGUGAAAUUUUUGGUGAAAAUUGCCCCGGAGGAUGAGUGGCAACAUCAUCGUCCAGCCAAUCGGUGGAUGUGAGUGAGCGAAAAGAAUCGCUUCCAAAAAGUGCAAAUAGUGGUUUUGCUGUUCCAGAAUUUUUUUUUUUGGGAGCAGAAAUUCGAAAUUUCGCGCAGUCGGUCUAUAUAUGUGUGUGUGCGGGUCUCCAACGGUGGAGCAAGGGAAAAAAGGGCUUUCCGAAAAUUAGCGAACUUUUUUCUCGAGAUUACAGCGAUAAGAGGAGGGCAGGGGAUCGUGUGUUUAGUUGAAUCGUGGUGAAAGAUAAUAAAGCGAUCCAGCGCCCCGCGAGGAAAAAAGAAAACAACUAGCUAAAAGUGACGAAUCCGAAGACGACGACGAUCAAUGCUCGAUUAGCUGCUGGCUGCUCGUCAUCGGUGGCAACGACGGCGACGGCGGCCAUAUUAUGGCUGAGGAAGAGUUGAUGGUCGUAUUGCGAAAGAGUGAGGAUGCAACCUUUGGCUUCUCGCUGCUUCGAACCGAUGGAUUUCCGCAUGUUAUCUACGACAUCGUGGAGAACUCGCCGGCUGCAGAAUGUGGUGAGGUCGAGGCUGGCGAUGUAAUUGUUAAAGUCAACGGCACCGAUGUGCACGGAUUCACUACAAAAGAUGUGCUAAAAUGCCUACGGCUUUCAACAGAUCCAGUUACGCUAGAGCUCAAAAGAGAUCCCAAAAUCAAAGCGCACGUUCGAAAGUAUCUCGCCUCGAUCAGCAACCAACAUCCUCACUCGGACGAUCAUCACCACUCACAGAAUUCGAACCCAUCGUCGCCAAUCCAUCAUCGCAACACGCCGGCCUCACCGCUUUCCGAGCGGGGUCCUAGUCGCAUCCAAUCGCCGGCCCUGACCGGUGGCAGCCUGGGGUCCCGGUACGGGCACCGGUUCAGUUCAUCCGACCCGUCAUGUCGACCUUCCCGUAUACCCCAGGCUGUGCAGGCGACGAAAAAUUCCUGGAGUGCCCCUCAAUCGCCCCAUGGUAUUAAACCACCGCGGACAUCGCUGAUCCCCACUGCUAACGGAACAGCCCAGGGUCAUCAUCAGUAUUCAUCUUCGUCGCCGUUUUAUCAGCAACAACCGCAGCAGCAGCAACAACAACCGCCAAAAAAGGGCUUCGAGGCGUUCAUGAUGACCGGUGAUCUCAUCCUGAACCUAUCGCGGACACCACAAAGCUCGGGAAUACUGCCGCAGGCUAAGAAGAUCGAUAGUCUUCGAGACUCACCGAGUCAUCGGGCGAGUACUAAGCGGAAAAAUGGAGCUAUCGCUCCCCACGCCAAGUGUGACUCGUCUCCGUCUCCCACAAGCAGCAGCAGCAACAGUUAUUCCGAAAACAACGACAACGGGAAAACGCCAAGCCAGCAGGCGGCAGCGGAUCGCGAUCGCUCAUUGAAGAAGAGCCGUAACGAGGAGUUGCAAGAACAGAACGAUCAGAACACGGGCAGCUCAAUAGAAUCGAUAGUGAACAGUAGCAGCAAAAAGCUAAGCGGUGCUGGCAAUCACAACAACAACCAUAAUAAUAACUUGUACAUGGAGAGAGAACACGAAGAUGCACUAAGUUCAAUCCAGAAUAGCAUCGAAGCGGCUACUGCUAUUAGUGAUGGGGGGCGAAUAAUGGGUAGUAGCACGAACAGUGGAAGAAGCAGCAUGGAUGCUGCCGAUGAACAGGAGAACGCCGAUGAAAUGAACGAUCAGAGAAGUAAUCGAACAAACACUAGUGGCUGUGUGUCUUCGUCCUUACUUGGGGAACGGAAUUCUGUAAGACGGGAUGUUCGUCUAGUAGAGGAUGAUAGUAAUAAUAGUGGUGUUGCCGCCGUUCGGUCCGGUGAUCCAGCAGGAACGGGUAGUGAUAGUGUCGAUAGUAGUAGUGCUGCUGCAACGGAUGGGGACUUACAUAAUUAUCACUCAAAAGAACGCAGUAAGUCGUCCUCAUCCGCGGCUUCUUCUGGUGGUGGAACCACAAUCAAGAGUGAAAGCUCACCUGAAAUGAGCUACUCAGUGCCAACAUCCCCGACGUCACUUUCGGCUGCCCCGAUUCUGGAAGGGUACGCACUGAAAAAGAAGGAUACCCAUCUAGCCAACUCAGUGCCUACCAGCCCGGAAUCAGGCACACAAGAAAUCGUACGCCGCAGCGGUAGCGGCAUUCAGCAUCAUCACCAUCACCACCACCAUCAUCAUCACAAUCAAUAUCUCCAUAGCAGCAACAAUCACUCCUCGAACAGCGGCGGUGGUCCCGUUGGGCAAGGUUCCAAUAUAAUGACGGCCAGUGGCGGAAGUGCGGGUAAUGCUGGAGGAGGAGGAGGUGGCGGCGGUGGCGUGAUGCGAAAAUGUGACGCUGCCGGUUUCCGUACUAGUCGAUCGGAAGACCACCUUCAGCAGACACAACGAGACGGCGGCAUCGGUGCAGUAGUGCCUAUCGACAUCGAUGAAGACGUUAACAGUUCUCUGAAUACGCUGUUGGAUACGCGGCAUGACUCCGAGGAAUCGCAGGCCUCCGACCACGACCGGAUAGUUUGGACGUACAACGCCCCAAUCUCACAGGCCAAUGGCGGUGGCAUAGAUGGUGAGGCGGGCAACGCGGGGACUGGUAUCGUCACCUCGCCCGUUCUCCACUCCAGCUCGAUGAGUUCCUCACCUCAGCGAUCCGCUAGUGAUAGUCCCGCUUCGCCUACUUCCGUGUCAUCGUCUGUGAUGUCCUCAUCCGGUGGUUCCAAAGGUGCAAACGACCAUACCCACAACGGGUAUGGGAACAGUGGCUUCGACGGGGGCCGUGGAGGAAGUGGUACACAGAGCAACUUGCAGAGCCUCUACUGUCACAAUGGUGGUGGGCUCGGCGGGGGAGGAAUGGACCACAGUGUGUCGGAGGCCGUCUCGAACAUUUCGAGUCCAGACUAUCAGGAUGAGCAUGAUCUGCUCAGUACGAGGGAUCUGGCCGCGAUGGCCAUCAGCGAUCCCAGCGAUUCCGACUCAACGAUACUGGUUUCGGAAACAACACAUCGAGUGCACGAGCGCGAUCGUGAUCGUGAUCAUAAAAUUGUGAUACAGGUGAAGGGGGUGCAGCAUCAGCAAUAUCCUCCCUCGAACCAGGAGCCAGGUGUGCUGCGCUAUUCCGAGCUUAAAGACUCGGAAGACGAACUGGCCACACUGGCCGAAGAAAUGCCAACGACCCUCUUCGGAGGGGACGGUCAACUAAUGCCGGGAACUGGUGGGCGAGAAUCUUCGCCACCAAUUUCGGACGACGGUAGCGAUGUGGACUCGCUACACUCAUUCCAUUACUCGCCAAAGGCGGUCGAUCUGCCAUCAGCCGAACGUCUCGCAAAACGAUUAUAUUAUCUAGAAGGCUUCAAGAAGAGUGAUGUGUCACGACAUCUUAGCAAAAACAACGAUUUUAGUAGGGCUGUCGCAGAUGAAUACCUAAAAUUCUUCCUGUUUGAACGGUUAACGCUCGACGAGGCACUGCGAUUAUUCCUCAAGCAGUUCUCUCUAUCGGGAGAAACGCAGGAGCGGGAGCGAGUGCUAGUGCAUUUCUCCAAGCGCUAUCUGGACUGCAACCCGGGGUCGUUCAACUCGCAAGUUUUUGAAAAUUUAAUCUCAGAUGCCGUUCACACACUGACAUGUGCAAUUAUGCUGCUGAACACGGACCUCCAUGGACCGAAUAUAGGUCGGAAAAUGACCUGUUCGGAGUUCAUCGAAAAUCUGAGCGAACUGAACGACGGGGAAAAUUUCCCCAAAGAUAUCCUCAAGCAGCUGUAUCAGGCAAUCAAGACGCAGCCGCUGGAAUGGGCUCUUGAUGACGAUUCACCCGAUCAGCUUAAGGUUGGCAGCGGUCGGAACGACGGUAAUUUUGGCGGAACGAGUGGUGGCAACGGAGGAGGCUUACAGGGUCCACCUGUGGGUUCGAAUCCGUUCCUCGAUCCACCACAACCAGCAGCAAUCGAAUACAAGAAAGGUUAUGUGAUGCGAAAAUGCUGCUACGAUACAAACUACAAGAAAAGUUGUUGUGCUUUUCUUACAGCCCCAUUCGGUAAGCGGUCGUGGAAGAUGUUCUACUGCACGCUGCGGGACUUGGUGCUCUAUCUGCACAAAGACGAGCACGGCUUCCGGAAGAAUCAGAUGUCGGACAACGUACACAAUGCGAUCCGAAUUCACCACGCGCUCGCGACCAAGGCCAGCGAUUACACCAAAAAGCAGCACGUCUUUCGGCUUCAAACUGCCGACCAAUCGGAGUAUCUGUUCCAGACGAGUGAUUCCAAAGAGCUGCAGUCGUGGAUCGAUACGAUCAACUUUGUGUGCGCUUCGUUCUCGGCACCACCGCUGGAAGGAGGUGUUGGCAGCCAGAAACGCUUCCAGAGGCCGCUGCUUCCUUGCACUCACACAAAGCUGCUACUGCGAGAACAGAUCACGUCGCACGAAGAGCAGGUGAACAAGUUGGAGAACCUGUUGGCCGAACACAAGCGGUCUACGAUUCCAACCAAAGGACUGGCUCUGCAGAAUUACAAAGAAAAAGAAGCCUAUCUGCUCUAUGAGUUGAAGCGCUACAAAACGUACUACUACCUGCUGAGCUCUCGCAUGAACUCGGACCAAUCGUUGGAUUUCGAAAGUCUGCUCACAAUGGGCGACAGUGGCGUCCUGAUGGAGUCGGACGAGAUUCUCCAACGUAACCGGCAGAAUGCUGCCGGGAUUGUUGUUGGUGGCUUUGGAAGCGCAGGCGCGAAUCAAGCAAUUAUCCAGCAGCAACCACUGAGUCAACAGCAGUUCCAGCAGCAAAUCACAGGCGCAAACACAACGACGACGGGCAAUUCGUUGACCACUGGUGGCAGUGCUUCCAACAGGAAAUCGUGAGCAUCUACAGUCAACCCUCCUAUAACGCGGUUUCCAUCUAACGCGGAGAUGAAACUGCGACAGCCCUCCUAUAAUGCGGUACUCUCAUAGCGCGGUUUCCGUUCAACAACGUCCCAUCAGCUUUUUUCGUGCACCCAAUGCAUGAUUUCAACUGGAUAUGUUUAUAUGAACAUUCAACAUAAUUUCUUAGUCGUUUACGACAUCGGUUUCAUGGAAGCUCCGGCUUAGAGGAUAUGGUUCGCACAUCUUGAUGUGCCGCAAAAUUAGCUGUCAUUGCUAAACCUAUUAAACUACUCGGUGAGUUCAAGGCAGAUUUAUGGAAAAAGAUUCGCCCGUUUGGUUAGUGAGCAGGGUUAGAGGAGCGAUAGAAAACAGUACGACAGAAGACGGAAGGGGGUUUAUCUGAAAUGUUAAAGAGAAAGGAUGAUCACAAGAGUUUGAAUGAAUUCUGCACUCUCUCAAUAAUUUCAGUAGUAUUCAGCUGCUACUAAUGCUUCAUUCGAAGAUAAACGUUUUUCAUGUAGGAAAGAUGGAACGUUUGGAACAUGAACUGUUGUAGAGUGCACAAACCGUGCAAAAAGUGUUGUGUUUUGUUUACAAAAAAUCAGUAUACUUUAUAAGUGGUUACUGAAAGAAUGUGCAGAUUGAGCAUGCGAAGCCUCUUCUUUAACUUCAGCAUCAUUAACGUCCGUAGUUCACAUCUAGGUAGGGAUCCAUUUUUAUCAGAGAAGAACGCCCGAAUGCAGUUUUGAAACAACAACACAUUUGCACAUUUGAAUGGAAAUUCUAGUUUAAUUUUUGUUUUAUUUUUUUGUCAUUUCCUUUUAUGAUCUCUUAUUGGUCUCCAUACUAAGCGGUACGAAUAAUGUGAUUUGUACUCAUUCUGAGUUUUUAUUAUAGCGCGGUUUCCAUACAACACGGUAGAUGGUUUCCAUACAACGCGCUACGAAUUAGCCUGGUUUGUAAGUCAAAUCCGAGUUUCUUAUAGCGCGGUUUCCACAUAACGCGGUACGCACUCACCGCGUUAUAGGAGGGUUGACUGUAUUGCACUGUAUCACUACCCGGUGCUACAAACGAAUAUGAAAAAUAAUGAGAAUGUCGCGAGUUUCAGCUUCUGCUUGUCUUAGGUAUAUUCGUACACCAUUGACAAUAAGCCAUGUUGAGAAAAACUUCCAAUGCUGUCAUUUUCACUUGCCUGUAUCAUGAGAUUUGACCCCUAUCGGGUCCUCCGUUGUUUUUGGGGAUUCUGUCACGUGUUUGAUGACACUUUUUUUUUGAACUCCUCAACAACGCGAAUCCCCAUCAGGGCCUUACAAAUAGACUCAUUAACAAAACGCCACUAAAUAAUGAACCUACUUCAGUGACGUAGCGUGAUCGAGUGACACCCGGGGCGGGUAUCUUGGGUGUAACCCUUCGAAUGAAACCUUGUGAUUAAGUAUUUGUUUAUGUUUUCUAAUAAUAAAAUCAAAUUUACCGGACCAAAAAACUUGUUUAUUAUAUUACUAGCUGACCCGGCAAACUUCGUCCCGCCCAAGAUUUAUUUUUCGUUAUCACAUUCACGUUUUUUUACUAAGCGCACGUUCAUAGGUCCAAUCGCAGAACUGUUCAUUAAUUGAUUUUCUAAUCUACCCUUUAACAUUACCUUUUACUAUAAAAUUUCAGUACUUGAAUCACAACUCGUCAUUAUAAUAUCAGAUUAUUUUCAGACAAAAUUCUCGUUCAAGAUUUUUCAAUCACUAGCAAAUAACAUGUUUCUCCGUUACAUGGAAUAAAUGUUUGAUACAGAAAAUAUGAUAGAAUAAAGACAGCCCUAAAUGGAACAAUUCAUUUCUCGAGUUUUGCUCUUAUCAACGCAUUCGGCGAUCCAUUUUUUUACACAGAUAGAAGAAGAUAUAGGACUGCGUUUUAUCACAUUAAAAAAAAUUUCAAUUGUCAUGUUUGGUUGGAAUAUGUUGAAAUAUGUGUAUUAUUUUUACGGAACCUCUUCUCCAUUUUAGAUGAGGAAGGGGUGUCAUAGAGAAGAGAGGAGUGUCGAACCACCAUAGGAACGUUUCGUGACCCCUAGAACCUUCACAUGCCAAAUUCGGCUCUAUUUGCUUGAUUAGUUCUCGAGUUAUGAAGAAAUUUGUGCUUCAUUUGUAUGGCAGCCUCCUUAGAGAGUAGGGAGGAGUGUCGAACCACCAUAGAAUCGUUCAUUGAUCCCUAAAACCUCUAUAUUCCAUGUUUGAUUCCAUUUUCUGGAUUAGUUCUUGAGUUAUGCAGAAACUUAUGCUUCAUUUAUAUGGCAUAUAACAAAAGGCAACGGCAACAAAACAUUUAAGCUGGUUUUCUACAAAAAAAAAACACUUUUUUUCCAUUAUUUUUUUUGUCGGGCGUAAUAUGAAAAAAAAUUACAGUAUCUAAAGGAAGAGAUUCAUUUUGUAUAGUUUUUUAAACAAACCCAAGCUGUCAUUGAAGCUGCAGAGCGUUUCAAAGUAAUGUACUUUGAAACUACAUUUGCGAAUUGGAUGUGGUCUCUUAGCGCUAUUGCUGUUCCCCUUCUUGUGUGAUCAACAUUGCACACUGCGUUGUAGCCGGGUAGUGUGAGAUGCUCAUUCUCCACUUCUUGAAAUACGAUGUCGAGUUCCAUCGUGCGACAGAAGAUUCGUAGGGCGUCAAUCUUGGUUUGGUUGGUGAUUGUGUCUAUGUUGAGAGUAGCGAUAACUGUCGAACUACGUCAUCGCUGGUUUUGUUCGAAUCGCUCGUCAUCGCUCUCUUCUCGCCGUUUUUUCCCCGAACUUAUAGAUACGGGUACUACUUCUGAAUUUGAGAAGACUCAUUCGUUGUCUUCGGCUGGUUGCUGCUGACGAGGAGGAGUGUAUCGCCAAACUUGAACUAGCAAAGAGACUUUGGAUAUAGUUUGCGAUCGACUUCCGUGACAAUAUAGAAAAAUGUCUGCUCGGCACGAAAGUCGAGCGCUAACUGUGUAAUUCACAAAUUUGCGAAAGGACACAAGGUCUGAUUGACUUCCACCAUGCACUAAAGGUUGGGGUAGGCGACUUAGAGCUGAAUUUGGCUGAUAAAACACCGAAUGCAUCCUUCAACCCAGCAAUGUGCCCUAUUAUAGAAAUCGAGUCGAUAAGAAUGUUGCUCGUUAGCUCUAUUUUACUAUUAUAUACCGAUACCGAGCAUGUCGAUAGCAUCGACCGAAUGAAAGCUAUCGGGGCAACUGUCAUACUUUUUCGAGUUGUUUGGUUUGUUUGUUGCAAAUGCAAAUAGCAGCACAUGAAGGUCGAGUUCGGUGAGAGAUUAUCUUGAUUUACAAAAUACGAAAUUUCAUUCGGCGUGAUAGUGAUAGCGAUUGUGCCUAAUUCUCGAUUCGAUUUAUAUAAUAGGGCCCAUUAUCUUCUUUACGCGACUUGAUAUAUGGUGUAUGUGGCAUGUUUUCAUUAGUGCAAUAGGACGUCACAUUCCGAAAACGUUCGUUGGAGAAAAGAUCUGCGCAACCAUCACGCAUCCAAAGAAUAUAUCGAUGAUAGGUCCCAAAAUCUCGCGAAUACCUUUGCGCAAAUCAUAUGGAAUGAGUUUCCGCAGUAUCCGCGACACGUGAUACGAUCCGGAUCACUUUUUUGCUUUUUAGUGCAUGCUAUCCUUGCUGGUAUAGGAUCUAUCCCAGAUGGUAAGGAUUAUUACAUGCAAUAUUCAUCUCAGGUAGAUGUCACUUUUUUGCAAAAAAAAGCGUGGGAAUAUGAAGUUAUCGAUUACAAACACCACACGUUUGGACGUCCUUCAGACACAAACCCAACCAAGUACUGAUAGAGAUUACGCAAGUGAUAUUAGAUUGAGAAGGAAGAGUUCCUUAAGGAAUGUAAGUGCCAUUUCAGAAAAAAACAAUAGAGGGCAUUAAAUCUUCUUUUCAUCCGCAUUCAUUUUGCUUAGAACAUUAUCGUUUAUUUAUGUGAUUUCCUGUACUGAUAGUGUCUACUAUCUGGCCUUUAUUAUUAAACCUGUAUUAUUGCACUGUAUAGCUUAGCUCAGUACCAUUGCUCAGCGAUAAGAUCGUGAAUUGUACCAAAAUGAAAAACACUCACGGAAUUCGGCCUAUCGCAAGCACUGUAAAUAUGAUAAGAUUAAAUGUUGGAAUUUCAACUCAUCAACGCGUUUUUGUAGCUAUGCAUGUUGAGGUGGAACACCAGCUUAGCCGCUUGCCCUAUAUCAUCCUUAUUGGUGUUGGUAGCUCUAGUUUCGAUGAAAAAACACAUCUUAUAUCCUAACAGCUGUUUUUCGUUAUUCCGAUCAUUUCUUUCUCAUUAUAGGAACGAUAGUAGAAAGUAUAAAACAUGAGACGAUGAUCCUCUGUACAUCACAACUGCCUUUAAUCCCUACCACAGCCAAGAUCAUAAUGAAAACAACCAUUAUCAUCAUCUACAAAUCCCGACCCCCAUCGGCUGCUCGGAAUUCGAUAAGGAUCCGCUUGGUUCCGCCCAAGCCGGUACCGACGCCGCGGCCUGUUGCCCAACCGUAUUGGCCGCUAUCACCUCAACCAUGCGAUCCUUUUCCUUUUUCCUGCUUCCGCGAAACGCGACCACCGCAUUCGGCGGUGACCAUUCGAAAACAGCAAGUGAUCCUGCUACCACCGCCACCUACUAUGGGCAACAUGUGUGAGUAUAUGAGAGCAGGAUGAAACCCUCCCACACUCUGUCGCGAAAAAUCUUUUUUUUCCUGACUCCUCCCACGAUACUUUCGAUUUUCGUAAAUUCGGAAACAAAACCGCUUGAUGUCAUCGUGAUCCACGAUCCCAUCUCCUCUCCCGGUUCGUAUUUAUUUUGCUUUGAUCUUUAACAGAGAUUUCGAAAAAAUGGCGCUUUAUUCCUUGAUCGAUAUAUAUACAAAAAAUAUAUAGACUUAGUGGAAAGAUAACACUUUUUUGUUUGAAUGCGUGUGCGUGAUAAACGUGUGUCAAAUGGUUGUGCGCGUGGGUAUGUGUGUAAACGUGUGCUAAUGUAAAGGAUAUAUUUUCAUUUCUGUAUGAAUGCCAGAGAUAGAAGAUAAGAUAUCAAUUUAUUUUCUUAAUUGUUGUAUAUUUUACAAUUAAAAGCGAGCGGAAAGAAAAGUUGAAUAAUGGCAUUUUAUGAAUCGACAAAAAUCAAUACAAAUAAUCAUAAUACAUUACCGCAAACACAAUUCAUUAGAGCAUCAUCUCCCCUAGGUGGAUGAAAUGAAUGUAAUGUGACAAAUCUUUCAAUAGUUAGCAAUUUUCCUAAACCGAACGUCUCCAAGAUGUAUACUCUGCGCGAAAGAGAUAACAAGUAAUUGAAACAAGUGCUGCCAACUGUUGGGCGCCAAAUUACUUAUACCGACACCCCAAAAUUCCAAAAAAAGAAACCUAAAGAAACUAUUAUAAAUUAGGGACAGGAGUUUCACGAUUUCAAUCGUUAAGUGUGAAGACACUGCACCGACUUAAUUUUUACGAUGUGCUCAAUUUGGCGCCUUCUCUGCAUAUAAUGCCUAUAUAUUCUGAUACUGUAGAAUGUCAUAAUUGUAAACCUUUUCACGUUAUCCUAUACAAUAAACUUUUGUUCUUGAAUAAUUGCAAUUUUCAAAAAGACGCACACACGUAUGUGUCAAUCAGAGCAUGGAUGAUCAAUAUUCGCGGCAGCCUGAAGAUUUGGUAUAAAUAAUGAAGAUAUGUGUGAAAAUUUUCAUUCAAAUAUGCUUUACCAUAUGUAUAAACAGUCGUAAUACAUAGUUAUUUGUAGAAAAGAAACACAGAAGAUACACUUCUGUCAUCGAAAGGCGCUGAAUUGCGCUAUCUUGCUGUACAUCUGGUACCAAACUAAAUCAGCGAAGAUAAUGCAAUCAGUUCAAGACGCGAAAGUGUCUCAAACAUUUUAACGACAAGAAAACACUCAUUUUGCGAAUUACGUUCAUCUAAAACUCGCACAGGAAUUUCCACAUAAACUAGAACGCGCCGCUCCUCCACCUGUUUUGGGUGAUAACCAGCGAAACAUAAGCAAAAAUAAUGGUAGACCACAAUAUUUCUGUAUAGAAAAAACAACAAAAACAAAAACAAAUGCAAAGCAAUGCCAGAGGUAAUUGUUGUUUGGCAGAUUAUCCUCUCCCAUUGUGGUCGUUGAACUGGUAACGACUCUCAACGAUUUUAAACCUAAAUCAUUCAUACAACACAAUACACUUAACGGAGCAAAAUAAACAGCAGUGUUAUACGCAUAACCAAACUAAUUCCACAUUUUUAAAACCACAACGUGAACAGCAACACAAACUAAUCAAGAAGAAUAUGUUUGCAUUCGUGAGUUAGAAAACUGAUAAAGGAAAAAGGAAAAAAAACAGUUUAUAGUAUUAUUCAAGUACAUCAAUUAUAUUGCAAUGAAAAAGGAUACAUAGAGAAAGUGAAAUAUUAUAGAACAACAAAAUAUGUAAAAUAAAAUGGAGAAAGUUACAUAAAAUGAUUUAAAUUGA
Toxorhynchites rutilus septentrionalis is the source of this 11772-nucleotide messenger RNA. It is a transcript of the gene Efa6, whose product is annotated as PH and SEC7 domain-containing protein. Gene Ontology annotation, molecular function: protein binding; guanyl-nucleotide exchange factor activity; phospholipid binding. The transcript is spliced from 14 exons. Bases 889 to 5316 code for a protein of 1475 amino acids. The record is from RefSeq and is a predicted model, not a curated record. NCBI's taxonomy places the organism in Eukaryota, Metazoa, Arthropoda, Insecta, Diptera, Culicidae. Gene Ontology annotation, biological process: regulation of ARF protein signal transduction.